Messenger RNA from Solanum lycopersicum (tomato), 830 nucleotides. RefSeq lists its product as uncharacterized. Lineage: Eukaryota; Viridiplantae; Streptophyta; Magnoliopsida; Solanales; Solanaceae. The record is from RefSeq and is a predicted model, not a curated record.
CUCAAAGUAGCUGAAGAAGCGAAAAACAGCCUCUCUCUGCCGCAACUCCAAUGGCGUUAUCGUCUCUUGUGCCGGCGUUAUCUUCUACGCCGCCAUGUACGGCGGCGAUGUUAAACUGCUCCGGUUCUGUAUCCUCAACAUCGUCGUCGCCGUCGUGUAUUGGCCUCUUAACUUGCUCAUUCUCUCAGCCGCCACACACCGUUGCUUUAAUGCCGUUUUUGAGACCGACAUCUCUGUGUUAUUCUAGAUCUAGAAGGAGUUCACAGAUAGUGCGUAUGGCACCGGAAGAAGAGAAGAAGACUCAACGUUCACCUCUGGACUUCCCUAUCGAAUGGGAAAGACCCAAGCCCGGACGAAGAGCAGAUAUAUUUCCUCAAUUCAGUCCCAUGAAAACUCCCUUGCCACCUCCUAUGCCGGGUGAUCCUCCAGAAGAGGAGGAGGAAGAAGAAGAAAAGAAAGAGGAAGAGGGAGAAGAAGACGAAGAGAAAGAGAAGGAAGAAGAGAAAGAGAAAGACCCUGACAAAGACAAUCCUAUUAAACCCCCUGCCGAUUUCAUUCCAACAAAAUAACGAGGUAGACUCGCGCUUUGCUCUUGUUAACUUAUAUUACAUUGGUCUAGGUCAUGAUCUACAUAGAAUCAAUGAUCGCGAAGAGUACUCAAAUUGAAAAUUUUGUAAUACAGUCAAUACUCUUUAGACAAUCUGUAGUGUGAUGUAAUAUUUUGUUUCAACAAGAUUCAUAUUUACUAUUCUUAGCCUACUAGUUGCAUCAAUGUAGCACUUAUCGAUAUUGUACAUUGUUUUGAUGGGGAAAAGUACAAUAAUACUCAA